Conger conger (European conger) is the source of this 1334-nucleotide messenger RNA. RefSeq names its product ubiquitin thioesterase OTUB1-like. Lineage: Eukaryota; Metazoa; Chordata; Actinopteri; Anguilliformes; Congridae. Gene Ontology annotation, molecular function: cysteine-type deubiquitinase activity; ubiquitin binding. Gene Ontology annotation, cellular component: nucleus. The record is from RefSeq and is a predicted model, not a curated record. The coding region runs from base 169 to 969 and encodes 266 amino acids. Gene Ontology annotation, biological process: protein K48-linked deubiquitination; negative regulation of double-strand break repair. The transcript has 7 exons.
AUUGGCUCACAGCCAUUGAACUGUAUAUGCCCACAACCUAUACAUUACUAACUACAACAGAUAUCGGUACAGACCGUUUGAUUGAUAAAUCGAGGAUCGGUGUAUUUCGUGAUCCGGAAGUGGACAGUGAGAAGAGGUCAGUGCUUAGGAACUGGACCAGAAAUUAAGAUGGCGGAGGAACAGCAGGAAACAACACAGGGGGAGAUGGAGGGGGUAAACUGCCUUGCGUACGAUGAAGCAAUUAUGGCACAGCAGGACAGGAUUCAGCAAGAGAUCGCCACCAGUAACCCCUUAGUGUCAGAUAGACAGGACCUGUCUGUGUUAAAGGAGGAAUAUGCACAGGAAGACACUGUAUAUCAGCUGAAGAUCAAGGAUUUGCACAAAAAAUACUCCUAUAUCAGGAAGACACGACCAGAUGGCAACUGCUUCUACAGAGCGUUUGGAUUCUCGCAUUUGGAAUCACUUCUAGACGACAGCAAGGAACUGCAGAGGUUCAAAGCCGUGGCAGCCAAAAGCAAACUGGAUCUGGUGACUCAGGGCUUCACCGAGUUCACCAUCGAAGACUUCCACAACACGUUCAUGGACCUGAUGGAGCUGUGCGAGAAGCAGCCGUCCCUGGGCGAGCUCCUGGGCUCCUUUAACGAACAGAGCGUGUCGGACUACGUGGUGGUGUACCUGCGGCUGCUGACGUCGGGCUACCUGCAGCGCGAGCACGGCUUCUUCCAGCACUUCAUCGAGGGCGGCCGCUCCGUCAAAGAGUUCUGCCAGCAGGAGGUGGAGCCCAUGUCGAAGGAGAGCGACCACAUCCACAUCAUCGCCUUGGCUCAGGCCCUGAACGUCUCCAUCCUGGUGGAAUACAUGGACAGGGGAGAGGGGGGCACGGUGAACCACCACGUCUUCCCAGAGGGCAGCGAGCCUCGCGUCUUCCUGCUCUACAGGCCGGGCCACUACGACAUCUUGUACAAAUAGCGCUGCCCUGCUGCUCACCCACCGCUACUGCUACUUUUCAACGCGCAAAUGGUUUCGAGGAUACACACAUCCGUGUACAAAAAAAGACAGUAUGAUAUUUCAAACUAAACACACAGCACACAGUUCCCUGGAACCCCCAUAUCGUCCCCUUCCUCCCACCCCCCCAAAAAGAAAAAAUUGUAAAAAAUAAAAAAAAGUUAAAAUAGAAGUGACUCCAGGCGUUUAGAGUUGUACAGUUUUUUGUUAAAUGUUUUUGUGGUUGUAAAUGCGAUACAUUUUUUUUGGUUUGUUUUUUGCCUUUUUGUUAGUUUCUUUUUCCUUUGUUACACUACGGUUCAUGUUUUAUUAAAAGGAUAUAAAUCAUA